UCGUCUCUCUCAUCUCCGCCUGCAGCUGAGGUUUUUUUUUCUGGUGGGUCAUAUCUAUUUCUAAGCUCUCUUUGUCUUCUUCAUCUUCCCAAAAUCAACAAACCCACACAAAUUCUAAAUUUAGGGAUUGGGAUUUGGAAUAUUAAAAAUUUCCCAAUCCAAUUAUUACUUUUCCAAGUAAUUUCUGUUUGAAUGUUGAUUACUAUACGAUCCUCCGUCAGGUGGAUUUCCGCUUCUUUUUUGAUUUAAGUUGAUGGGUAAUGCCAAUGGUAGGGAGCAGAGCACUCCCGGAGCACCAGCUGCCGGAGGAAGAGCUGACGUCGAUGCGCAAAGUCCGGCAAUUAGUUCGGUAAACAGUGAAACUAGUAACGUUGUUUCUUCAGAUUCGAUGGGAAAUACUCCUCCUCAUAGCCCUGGGAAGUUCCGAUCCCCGAUCUUGUUCGCUCCCCAGAUUCCAGUGGCUCCCUUGCAAGGAGGUAAUGGUCCAACCCAUUACAAUGGAGCCUGGCAGAACGAAUGUGAUGGAGCAAUAGAUAGUCCUCCAGAGCAAGGAAUCCCUACAAUCAUCACGUGGAGCUAUGGAGGCAGUAAUGUUGCCGUUGAGGGGUCUUGGGAUAACUGGGCUUCCAGGAAGACCCUGCAGAGGACUGGCAAAGAUUUUUCGCUACUUAUGGUCCUUCCAUCUGGAGUAUAUCAUUAUAAGUUCAUUGUCGAUGGUCAACGAAGAUAUAUUCCAGAUCUUCCUUUUAUAGCUGAUGAGAUGGGCAAUGUCUUUAAUCUUCUCAAUGUUUCUGAUAGUGUGCCUGAUAUUCUACAGAGUGUGGCCGAGUUCGAGCCUCCACAAUCACCAGAGACAACUUACAGCCAGACAUUCCCCACCGAGGAAGACUUCGCCAAGGAACCAGCAGCUGUACCAUCGCAGCUCCACCUCACAGUUCUCGGCAUGGAGAACGCAGAUGAAGCUUCAUCCUCAAAACCUCAACACGUUGUGCUUAACCACCUUUUUAUAGAGAAAGGAUGGGCUUCUCAGUCUGUGGUUGCUUUGGGACUUACUCAUAGGUUCCAUUCAAAAUAUGUCACCGUUGUCCUCUACAAACCACUCAACAGGUAGUUAUUGUCGAUUCUUCGCACUGAACGUUGUAAAGGAUAACGAGCUACUACACCCUCCAUCGUCUGUGGAGGAAUGUUGUUUUAUAGAACUGCCUUUUGGCUAAAGUUUGCUAGCAACAAAAUAACUCUUAUUCUGAUCAAUAUUUCUUCAAUCUGUGAAGAAAUGUUUGUUUUAUAGAACUGCUUGGCCAAAAAAGUUAUAUUGCCUUUUCUCUAAUUAUAUCAAUAGCUAGUAGAUUUUGAUA
Molecule: messenger RNA, 1355 nt
Organism: Cucumis melo (muskmelon)
Lineage: Eukaryota; Viridiplantae; Streptophyta; Magnoliopsida; Cucurbitales; Cucurbitaceae
Product: SNF1-related protein kinase regulatory subunit beta-1
Exons: 4
Coding region: 254-1111 (285 amino acids)
Molecular function (GO): protein binding
Source: RefSeq, a predicted model, not a curated record